AUGGUGUUAACAAAACAACAGUUUGAAGAAGCAGAAUAUCGCUUAGAAAACGCAAAAUUAACAAAAUCCAAACGGCGAGAAUUACGUAAACAAAUCAAAAGUUAUCAGUACUCUUUGAAAUUUCCAGCAUUUCGUCCAUCCAAUUUCACAAUUGAAUUUGUCAACAAGAAAACAACCACUGGUCAACUGGAAAAUUAUAUUGCAGAAGCAAAAAAUGCUACAAUUUUGAUUGACACAGAAUCAAUCAUCAAACAUGGUCAAAUGAACGAACCUGCAUUAAUACAAAUUCAGAUUCUUCAUAAAGGAGAAUCGUCAACAAUAUUAAUCGUCGAAAUUAAACAUUUACCACCCACAAACUCGAAUCGACGCACAUUGAUACAAAAACUGUUCGACGAAUGUUUAAGCAAUGAAUUCAUUCAUAUGUGGGGUGAGCCGUCAGAAUUGCUGCCAUUUGUACAAUGUGGUCUAUUUACCGAAAACAUAUUAAACGCAGCAAACAUACUUGAUGAACAGAAACAUUUCAAACAAUUUGUCAGAGACAACUACAUUCAUCGUGGAAGUGAUUGUUUUUGUGAACAAUGUAUUCAUCAGAAUCCCAAUGAUCCGUGGUCAUUAAUAGAUGCUAUUGCCAGCGCCACAGGUAAAUGGUUGGAUAAAUCUCUCACUCUCUCUCCAUUUGCUAUAGGUCUUGACGCUCGCUUAUAUAGUCAAACACCACAGCAACAAGCUUAUCGUCAACAAUUAGCAACAUACGCUGCUUAUGAUUGUCUCGCUAUCCAAUCAUUACUACCAAUUCUUUAUCCACGUCCCCCAUCACCGGCCUACUCAUUUAUUUCGAUCGAAGAAGAACCAGCGAACGACCCGGCAACCACAAAUGCCAUUCACUUCGUUCCUUCGCCUGAAAAUGGCAUAGAAUUAACAGUAAACGUCAUUUCAUCACCGGACGAAGUACCACAACCGUUUUCAGCACAUCAACACCUCUCUGUCGUUAUUCCAUCACCGCCGUCGUCUCCACUUCAUGUUCAAUCUCAGCGACCAAAAUUAACCGCUCAAGAAUUAAAGAAAUUAAAAAACAAAGCGGCUACAUUUAAGCAACGUCAACGUAGAUUUGCUAAUCAAAUUACAAUUCAUAACAUCGACGGUCGAUUUUCUUCAUGGAAAAUUAAACAAAUAUUAAACCAUGCAGCAAUUAAGUUCUUGGCAGUUUCGACCCCAUUGUCUCCGAGUACUGGUUUAAAAAUGGCUGUCAUCGGAAUUGCUGAACCAAACAAACUACAACAAUACGAACAAUUGAUGAUCUCAGAUAAUUGGUUUAAUUUCGCGCAUUUCGAUCGUUUGUACGGGCAAAGUCGUCGUCCACCUCGUCCAGUCCUUGUUAAUACACCCUACGUUCGACCACAAGAUCGUCGUCUACCAGUAUUAUUCAAUUUUGAAGAUCUACCGCAGGUAGAUCGUCGCGAUCGAGCUGACCGCGAUCGUCAUCAUCAUCGUAAUCGUCGUUCACCACCUCAACAGUCGUUUGAUUCUGUUGCAUCAUGGUCUGUUUCGCAUCUUAUAAAUUUCAAAUCUUGA
This is a messenger RNA of Didymodactylos carnosus, 1572 nucleotides long. The record is from the annotation of a GenBank genome assembly. NCBI's taxonomy places the organism in Eukaryota, Metazoa, Rotifera, Eurotatoria, Philodinida, Philodinidae.